This is a messenger RNA of Belonocnema kinseyi, 564 nucleotides long. RefSeq names its product protein qua-1-like. Lineage: Eukaryota; Metazoa; Arthropoda; Insecta; Hymenoptera; Cynipidae. The coding region runs from base 1 to 564 and encodes 187 amino acids. The record is from RefSeq and is a predicted model, not a curated record. The transcript has 3 exons.
AUGUGGAUGUUGAAACUGCCAUUAAUGGAAUUACUAAACAUGGUUUUAAGAUUCGAGUUGGAGAUAACUGAAGCGUGUUAUGCAGGUCGUAGAAGCGCAUCUGGGAACGUAGAUGACAACGGAGUUGGAAACGAAGAUAGGAACAGAAAUGGUGACAGAGACGGUCUUGGAAACAUAAACGAAGACAAAGAAGGGGACGGAAACGGAACGGUGACGGACACAUAUACGUAUAUGGAAAAGGAAACUUACAUGGAAGCAAAGAUAGAAGCGGAAGUGGAAACAAAGACGCAGAAAGAGACGAACACAGAGACGGAGAAGGAUAAAAACGGAGACACAAACGAAGACCGAAACGUAGAUGGUGACAGAGACGGUAGCGGACACGUGAACGGAAAAAAAGAAGGGAACGGAGACGAGGCGCAGACGGAGACAGAGAUGGAAGCGGGUGUUGAUAGACAAAGAGACGAUAACGGUGACGGACACGGUGAUGAAAACGGAGACGGAAACGGAUACAGCCACGGAUUAGAGGCGAAAGCGGAUAAUAUUAUGGAGAAAGAAGCAGAUUGA